AGAACAUCGGAUAUAUGUGACAUGGGAUGAUCAUCUGAGCCAUCUAACGCGUUCGCUGUUUGCUGUACUGGGAACGAGUUAUUUUGUAAGCGCACAAUUAGCAUGCAUAUACGAGCGUGUAUACAUUCUCACGCGCAUUCUUGCCCACUGUAUAUUGCGCUUACCUCUUGGACUCGUCAAAAUUUCUAAAUAUUGCUGAUGGCCACUAAUUUUAGAAGCUACAAGAAUUUGACGGAUGAUCAAAAGAUCAUUCUUAGGGCGUUUUAUGACAAUGGAAUGAACACGACGGCAAAACAUAUGCAGGAAAUAAUACUGAGAGCUGCUGAACAAGCUGGGGCAACCUACGACCAAGUAAAGAAAUGGAUUGGAAAUGAAAAAAGGAAGAGAAAGCUAGGUGAAAGUAGGACAGAAGAAAACAAGCAUGAAGAUUCAGAUGACAAUGUACUAAGAAUAGGUCCUCCACUUAAAAGAGUAGCAUCUGGCUACAACAUAUUUUCAUCAAGCAUGCUAAGUUCAGACUUGUGCAAGGCUAUUGAUUCAAAAUCGGAGAAAAUGAGAUUUGUUUCGUCACAAUGGCAAGCUCUUAGUGCUGAAGAAAAGAAUGAUUGGAAGAGCAAAGCCAAGCAGGUUGACAGAAUACGUCCACUAGAACUGGGAGAAGACGAAAGACGAAAACACAUUGCCAAGACAAAAAAAAAUCUCAUGAAAGAGAUUUCUUAUCUGGAAAACCUGGGAUGCGAGGUGGCUGUUGUGAUGAUAGAACCAAGUGGGAACAUCAAUCAGCAUGGUUCAAACAAAGGUGUUCAGUUUCUCAUGCAAAACGAAGCAGUGGCAAUAAAGUUCAUGGAAUUCUUUGAUCGCCCGGCGGAAGACAAACAACAUACCCGUGCCGAUGUCCAGAAUCUGUUCAACGAGAAAUAUAGUGAAGCAUGUGGGAUUCCUGGCAGUAGAGUUCCUUACAAAAAAGGUGGUUUUACAGUUACUGGACUGCCUGAAGGAAUUAUUUUUAAGAAGCCGCUCAAUUAUGGAAGUGAUCAGAUAAAGAAAGUAAUGAUGAAUGCGGAAGAAAUUAUCUUUCACAUCACACGAGAACGAAACAUAAACGAUUCAAAACUAACCCAUGACCCACUGGCUAGUACAUCUGUACCAUCAGACAUUCAGAACUUGCUUUCUAAAAAUUAUUGA
Molecule: messenger RNA, 1185 nt
Organism: Dendronephthya gigantea
Lineage: Eukaryota; Metazoa; Cnidaria; Anthozoa; Malacalcyonacea; Nephtheidae
Exons: 6
Coding region: 199-1185 (328 amino acids)
Cellular component (GO): nucleus
Molecular function (GO): DNA-binding transcription factor activity
Source: RefSeq, a predicted model, not a curated record